Molecule: messenger RNA, 1493 nt
Organism: Copidosoma floridanum
Lineage: Eukaryota; Metazoa; Arthropoda; Insecta; Hymenoptera; Encyrtidae
Product: neuronal acetylcholine receptor subunit alpha-10
Biological process (GO): monoatomic ion transmembrane transport
Cellular component (GO): postsynaptic membrane
Molecular function (GO): acetylcholine-gated monoatomic cation-selective channel activity; transmembrane signaling receptor activity
Source: RefSeq, a predicted model, not a curated record
AUGUCGCGCUUGGCGUCGGUUCUCCGAUGCGGACUCGUCGGACUUGUGCUUUUUCGUCUCGGUUUCUGCGACGAGAACGAGUACAGGCUGACCAAGCACCUGCUGGACGGCUACGACGCGGGAGUGAGGCCGGCGAAAAAUUCAUCCGAGCCGCUCGUCGUCGCCUUUGGCCUGGCCCUCCAUCAUAUCAUCGACGUGGACGAAAAGAAUCAAAUACUGACGACAAAUUGCUGGCUGACCCAAGUCUGGAAGGAUUACCACCUGCAAUGGAACACGUCAGAGUACGCGGGUAUACGCGUCAUACGCGUGCCUUACAAUCGCGUUUGGCGGCCAGAUACGAUAUUGUACAAUAACGCAGAUCCCCAGUACAGCUCGGCGGUGAUAAACACGAACGUGAUAGUGAGCCACACGGGCGAGGUCGUUUGGCUGAGCCACGGGAUUUUCCGCAGCAGCUGUGACAUCGACGUCGAGUACUUUCCCUUCGACGAGCAGCGCUGCGUACUCAAAUGGGCCUCUUGGACCUACGACGGCUACCAGCUGGAGCUCGAGAGGCAAAGCGAACAGGGCGACGUGAGUAAUUACCAGGCCAACGGGGAAUUCGACCUCGUGGACUUCUCGGCCACGCGCAACGUCCAGUUCUACUCGUGUUGCCCGGAACCAUACCCGGACAUCACCUACGAGAUUCGGCUGCGCCGGCGGCCCAUGUUCUACGUCUUCAACCUCAUACUGCCCUGCAUCCUCAUCAACGGCAUCGCCCUGCUGGUGUUUUACGUGCCCUCGGAGUCCGGUGAGAAGGUCACCCUCGGCAUAUCCGCCCUUCUGUCGAUGACCGUUUUUCUGAUGACCAUCAGGGAAACCUUGCCACCCACGGAGAAGACGCCGCUUAUCAGUCUGUACUACGGAGUGAGCAUUUGCCUGGUGUCGUUCGCCUCGGGUCUAGCCGUGGUCACCCUGAACCUGCACCACCGAGGCGUUCGCGGAACUCGGGUACCGCCCAGCGUCAAGUCGCUCGUGCUCGACAAACUCGCCAAAAUAGUGUUUCUCAACUUCCGGGAGGAGCUUCCGGAAUCGGUGAGCUGCAAGAGAAGCAGUUACACGUUUCACUGCAAGUCCGAGUCGUCGCCGAAUCAGCAGCAGCCGCAGCCGCAACAACAGCAGUCGCAACACGUGCUGUCCCCGAAAUACGUCGGGCGAAGACACACGAGCGAUCACAACAGUCCGACCCUGGAACUGGGCAAGGAUGGGGUGAUAGAGUCGCAGUGGGCGAAGGUGAUCGGCCGAGUGCAGGCGACGAUCGAGAAGAACGAGAGACGAUUGCUGGACCAGGACACCCGUGAGAGGCGGGAACUCGAGUGGAAACAGGUGGCCUUGGUUAGCGACCGAGCGCUCCUCUGCAUAUUCUUUCUGACGACCGCCGUCAGUACGGCUGUCAUACUUUGCGGCUCGCCACCCUCGGAUGGCAAAACGGCGAUUUGAGCGACGAGUAUGCGUCA